AUUAUAAAUAAAUAAUUUUUUAAUAAUUUUAUAUUUACUUUCUGAGCUAUCAAGCAGUAAAUAAAAAUAAAAUCCUUAACGCGAAAUGGGAAAGAAAAAUAAGUAUAAAAAGGAUGAAAGUGCACCACCACAACAACAGGCACAGAAUCCUCAAGGAGGUGCUGGAGGUAGUGGACAGCAGAAGCAACAGCAAAAACCACAAGAAGGUGUUGGAGGACAGCCGCAGCAACAGCAAAAACUUCAACAAGGUGCUGGAAGUGGAGGAAAGUUGCAACAACAACAAAAGCCCCAACAAGCAGGCGGAGGACAGCCGCAGCAACAGCAAAAACUUCAACAAGGUGCUGGAAGUGGAGGAAAGUUGCAACAACAACAAAAGCCCCAACAAGUUGGUGGAGGACAGCCGCAGCAACAACAAAAGUCACAACAAGAGAGUGGAGGACAGUCCCAGCAAAAGCCUCAAGGUGCCUGGGGCGGAGGACAGCCUCAACAAGGUGCCUGGGGUGGAGGACAGCCGCAACAACAAACGGCUCAACAAGGUGCCUGGGGAGGUCAACAAAGAGGAACAGAGCAACAACGAGGUCCCAGUCAGCAACAAUGGAGGAAUCAACCAGGCGGUAAUAAUCAACAAGGUGAAAGAGAUCAACAACGUCGUGAUAAUAAUCAACAAGGUGGUGGAAAUCAGCUACAACGUGGUCCUAAUCAACAACAAGGCGGAAGAGAUCAACAACAACGUGGUUCAAAUCAGCAACAAAGCGGAAGAGAUCAACAACAACAUGGUUCUCAUCAACAAGGCGGUAGGGCUGAUCAACAACGUGGUCCUAAUCAACCACAAGGCGGAAGAGAUCAACAACAACGUGGUUCAAAUCAGCAACAAGGGUGGAGAGAUCAGCAACAACGUGGUUCUCCUCAAAAAGUCGGUCAAGAUCAGAAACAAGGAGAAGGUUGGAGUCAACAACGUGAUCAAGGUCGUCAACAUGGCCGAGGAGGUCGACCCGGACAAGUCCAACAGCAACAACACAGCGCAACGUUAAGUAAACAAAUGGAACAACUAACGAUUAGUGAUGAAAUUCCUCUACCACUUAAGGCGAAAUCGUGUAAUGGUAUUGUUCGUGGAACUUUGGGAAAGCCUGGUGUUGUAGAAGUAAACUAUUUGAAAUUGGACUUGAAAGGUAUGCCCAAAGAAGCAUAUCACUACGAUGUAACCAUCACACCCGAUAGACCUAAAAAAUUUUUACGGCCUGCAUUUGAACAAUGCAGGCGUGCAAAGUUUCCGAAUAUAUUUUCGGCCUUUGAUGGCAUGAAAAAUUGUUAUACUUUGCAACGUUUGAAUGUUCCUAUCGACAUUAAAAUCGAAGUACCCGAUUCUAGUAAUAGAAUGAGAGAGAUGCAUGUAGAAAUAAAGGAAACUGAUAAUUGUGUUGUAGACUUGGAAGCAUUAAGAACCUACCAAAAUGAAAGAGUUUCCGAUAAACCCAUGAGGGCUCUUCAAGUUUUAGAAGUUGUGCUAGCUAGUAACAAUCACGACCGUGGUAUUCGCGUAGGACGUUCAUUUUUCCGCAGACCUUCAGAUGCAUACAAUUUGCAGGACGGUUACGAAGCUUGGACUGGUCUGUAUCAAGCUGCUAUUUUAGGCGAACAACCACUUUUAAAUGUAGACAUUGCUCAUAAAUCCUUUCCUUGUGAAUCAACUAUAAUUGAUUAUUUAAAAAAUCAGCGCAUUGAUAUUACUCGAGAUAUACGGCAAAAUUAUGCGGUUUUUAAAGACGUUUCCAAUUAUUUAAAAGGAAUUAAUAUCCUCUAUACACCGCCUAAAUGUUUCGGGGCUUCUCCUAAACAAUAUAAAUUAAUUGAAGUUGGAGAUCCAGCUUCCCAAAAAAAAUUCAAAACUGAUGACGGAAAAGAGAUUACGGUGGCCUAUUACUUCAGUUCUCGAGGUUACAAUUUAACAUAUCCAAAUCUUAAUUGUUUAAUUGUUGGCUCAACUGUACGACAAAUCUCCUUGCCUAUGGAGUUGUGUUCUAUUCCCAGUGGUCAAGCACUAAACCGCAAGGAUAAAGAUAGACAAGUUCAGAAUAUGAUACGUUAUGCCGCCACAUCUACUAACAGACGUAAACAAAAAAUAAUGGAACUAUUAAGAUAUUUCGAUCACAAUGAUAAUCCAAUAAUAAGAGAGUUCGGUUUGCGAAUUGGUUCGAAUUUCAUAAAAGUUCCAAUGCGUCUGUUGCCAGCACCAUAUAUGGAAUAUCUCCAAGGCCAAACUGUAACAACAUUCAAAGGAGCAUGGCGUAUGGACGAUAUCAAAAAUGUUAAAUUCUUAAUUACAUCAAAACCACCUAAUGGUCAUAAAUGGGCCAUUCUAUAUGAAGAAAGCACAAACCAUCGUGGUAUCACAUAUCAUGAUCUCGAAACUUUUAAAUCGAAUGUCAUUAAAACAUCGCAAAAUCUUAAUAUGAAUUUACAAAACACUGCAGAGAUAAAAAGUUAUAAUUACCGCAAUUUGGAGUCAAUGCUUAAACAACUUGCUAUAGAGAAAUACGAUCUGGUUUUUGUUGUCCUUUCUGACAGAGGCACGUCUUAUUCUAAAAUUAAACAAAUCGCUGAAUUGAGUAUUGGCAUUUUAACGCAAUGUAUCAAGGACAAGACAAUCUUUCGAACUAUUAAGGAUCGAACCGUAUUUUCCAACAUUUUGCUUAAAGUAAAUGGGAAAUUGAACGGCACUAAUCAUAAAAUUGCACAGGAUAAAGAUUCGAAUUUACUCUCCCCUAUAAAGAAUGUUAUGUACUUGGGAGCCGAUGUAACACAUCCCUCUCCAGAUCAACGGCACAUACCAAGUGUGGUUGGUGUUACUGCAUCACAUGACGCACAUGGAGCUUGUUACAACUGCCAAUAUCGUCUUCAACGUUCCACUGUUGAAAACAUCGAAGAUAUGGAGUCGAUUGUUACUCGGCAUUUGGAAGUUUAUUACAAAUAUCAGAAAAGUUAUCCUAGCCUUCUAAUUUACUAUCGCGAUGGGGUAUCAGAUGGUCAGUUUCCUAUAGUAGAACGCGAAGAAAUCCGUGCCAUUCGAAAUGCUUGCAAGAAAAAGGGCUGCAAUCCUAAGAUAACAUGCGUUAUAGUAGUUAAACGCCAUCAUACACGUUUCUUCCCAACAACCCAACCACAGCACGAAAGGGACUUUAACAAUGUCCAAGCGGGCACUGUUGUCGAUCAACACAUCACCCAUCCCAAUGAAGUGCAGUUCUUCAUGGUUAGCCACCAGUCCAUACAGGGUACGGCUAGACCGACACGAUACAAUGUUAUUCUUGAUGAAUCGAAUUUUGAUAUAAAUCUCUUGCAAAAGUUGACAUAUAAUCUCUGUCAUUUGUUUCCACGUUGUAAUCGUGCUGUAUCAUAUCCCGCUCCAGCAUACUUGGCCCAUUUGGUAGCAUUCCGUGGUCGUGUUUACUUGGAAGGAACUCAAAGAUUUGAUAGAAAUUUGAACAGAGAAUACGAAAAUCGUCUAAUCAAACCAGAUUUUCUAAAUAGAAAUCCUAUGUACUUCAUCUAAUGAGCAGAAGGAUAUGAAAUAAACAUUUACAUACACAUAUUACUAACAUUAAUAAAAAUAAUAAAUAUUACAUAUUAACCUAUUAUGUUAUGUGAUACCGAAGUUCGAUGUACAAAACUAAAAUGGAAGCAAAAGCGUAUUUCAAUGUUUUCCAUUUUAUUUUGAAAAGCAACGAAUUUUUAGGUACCUUAACGCAAUAGCCACAAAAAA
Messenger RNA from Lucilia cuprina (Australian sheep blowfly), 3757 nucleotides. Its product is annotated as protein argonaute-2. Lineage: Eukaryota; Metazoa; Arthropoda; Insecta; Diptera; Calliphoridae. The record is from RefSeq and is a predicted model, not a curated record. The coding region runs from base 86 to 3547 and encodes 1153 amino acids. The transcript is spliced from 11 exons. Gene Ontology annotation, molecular function: protein binding; RNA binding.